AUGAUUAACCGGUCGCUCGUCACAUACCUUCAAGUGAAUUCAGCAAUAUUGCUCUUCGCCCUUAUCUCACUGCCAUUGGCAGGAAAUGCACAGAGGAGGAGGGAGGGAGAGGCCGUGGUGUGCGUGGGCCCGUUGCUACUCUCAUCCCUACCUCUCUCUGUGUCCUUAUCUCCCUGCCAUUGGCAGGAAACGCACAGAGGAGGAGGGAGGGAGAGGCUGAGGUGGGCGUGGGCCCGUUGCUACUCUCAUCCUUUCCUCACUCACUGUCCUUAUCUCCCCGCCAUUGGCAGGAAACGCACAGAGGAGGAGGGAGGGAGAGGCCGUGGUGAAACGCACAGAGGAGGAGGGAGGGAGAGGCUGAGGUGGGCAUGGGCCCGUUGCUACUCUCAUCCUUUCCUCACUCACUGUCCUUAUCUCCCCGCCAUUGGCAGGAAACGCACAGAGGAGGAGGGAGGGAGAGGCCAUGGUGUGCGUGGGCCCGUUGCUACUCUCAUCCCUUCCUCUCUCUGUGUCCUUAUCUCCCUGCCAUUGGCAGGAAACGCACAGAGGAGGAGGGAGGGAGAGGCUGAGGUGUGCGUGGGCCCGUUGCUACUCUCAUCCCUUUCUCUCUGUGUCCUUAUCUCCCUGCCAUUGGCAGGAAACGCACAGAGGAGGAGGGAGGGAGAAGCUGAGGUGUGCGUGGGCCCGUUGCUACUCUCAUCCCUUCCUCUCUCCCUGUCCUUAUCUCCCUGCCAUUGGCAGGAAACGCACAGAGGAGGAGGGAGGGAGAGGCCGUGGUGUGCGUGGGUCCGUUGCUACUCUCAUCCCUACCUCUCUCUGUGUCCUUAUCUCCCCGCCAUUGGCAGGAAACGCACAGAGGAGGAGGGAGGGAGAGGCCGUGGUGUGCGUGGGCCCGUUGCUACUCUCAUCCCUUCCUCUCUCUGUGUCCUUAUCUCCCUGCCAUUGGCAGGAAACGCACAGAGGAGGAGGGAGGGAGAGGCUGAGGUGUGCGUGGGCCCGUUGCUACUCUCAUCCCUUUCUCUCUGUGUCCUUAUCUCCCUGCGAUUGGCAGGAAACGCACAGAGGAGGAGGGAGGGAGAGGCUGAGGUGUGCGUGGGCCCGUUGCUACUCUCAUCCCUUCCUUUCUCUGUGUCCUUAUCUCCCUGCCAUUGGCAGGAAACGCACAGAGGAGGAGGGAGGGAGAGGAGGAGGAGGGAGGGAGAGGCUGAGGUGUGCGUGGGCCCGUUGCUACUCUCAUCCCUUCCUCUCUCCCUGUCCUUAUCUCCCUGCCAUUGGCAGGAAAUGCACAGAGGAGGAGGGAGGGAGAGGCUGAGGAAACGCACAGAGGAGGAAGGAGGGAGAGGCCGUGUUGUGCGUGGGCCCGUUGCUACUCUCAUCCCUACCUCUCUCUGUGUCCUUAUCUCCCUGCCAUUGGCAGGAGACGCACAGAGGAGGAGGGAGGGAGAGGCUGAGGAAAUGCACAGAGGAGGAGGGAGGGAGAGGCUGAGGUGCGCGUGGGCCCGUUGCUACUCUCAUCCCUUCCUCUCUCCCUGUCCUUAUCUCCCUGCCAUUGGCAGGAAACGCACAGAGGAGGAGGGAGGGAGAGGCCGUGGAAAUGCACAGAGGUGGAGGGAGGGAGAGGCUGAGUCGCCCCCUGGAACCGCACUCCCUCCACCCCUGUCUUCCUCCAUACCUCUCCCAACCCACGAUGGUCCCUGUACAGUCUUUCACAGGUGGGCUGCUGGGCACAGGUGGGGCUGCUGGUCACAGGUGGGGCUGCUGGUCACAGGUGGGGCUGCUGGUCACAGGUGGGGCUGCUGGUCACAGGUGGGGCUGCUGGUCACAGGUGGGGCUGCUGGUCACAGGUGGGGCUGCUGGUCACAGGUGGGGCUGCUGGUCACAGGUGGGGCUGCUGGUCACAGGUGGGGCUGCUGGUCACAGGUGGGGUUGCUGGUGCUGGUGCUGGCGGCUGGCGCUGGUGCUGGUUCCUGGUGCUGGCAGCUGGCACUGGGGCUGGUUCCUGAUGCUGGCGGCUGGCGCUGGGGCUGGUUCCUGGUGCUGGCGGCUGGCGCUGGUGCUGGUUCCUGGUGCUGGCGGCUGGCACUGGGGCUGGUUCCUGGUGCUGGCGGCCGGCGCUGGGGCUGGUUCCUGGUGCUGGCGACUGGCGCUGGGGCUGGUUCCUGGUGCUGGCGGCUGGCGCUGGGGCUGGUUCCUGGUGCUGGCGGCUGGCGCUGGGGCUGGUUCCUGGUGCUGGCGGCUGGCGCUGCGACCGCCGGUGCGACGGGCGAGGUGCAAGGUGGCGCUGGCUGCAGUCGAUGGCGCAAACGCGAUCGCGGGCCGCUGGCGACUUCGCUGGCGACUUCGCUGGCGGGUCGCUGGCGGCGGGUCCGCUGGCGUUCGCCAUAG
This is a messenger RNA of Closterium sp. Naga37s-1, 2385 nucleotides long. NCBI's taxonomy places the organism in Eukaryota, Viridiplantae, Streptophyta, Zygnematophyceae, Desmidiales, Closteriaceae. The record is from the annotation of a GenBank genome assembly.